CUACAGGAGAUGACCAGAGACUGCAGACAUACUACAGGAGAUGACCAGAGACUGCGGACAUACUACAAGAGAUGACCAGAGACUGCGGACAUAGUACAGGAGAUGACCAGAGACUGCAGACAGAGUACAGGAGAUCACCAGAGACUGCGGACAUACUACAGGAGAUGACCAGAGACUGCAGACAUAGUACAGGAGAUGACCAGAGACUGCGGACAGUACAGGAGAUGACCAGAGACUGCAGACACAGUACAGGGGAUGACCAGAGACUGCAGACACAGUACAGGAGAUGACCAGAGACUGCAGACACAGUACAGG
This is a messenger RNA of Staurois parvus, 315 nucleotides long. NCBI's taxonomy places the organism in Eukaryota, Metazoa, Chordata, Amphibia, Anura, Ranidae. The record is from the annotation of a GenBank genome assembly.